UACACUUCGAUAACGUGGGCGCAAAUAGUGUUUCGUGUUAAACAUUCAAUGUAACGUAUAUCAUUUAAGUACGAUAUGUGUGUCUGACGCAAUAGACAAACAAUUAUAAUUUCAAGAAAAAGGACGAUUAUUUUUUAUUUGCAUUUGGACGUAAAAAGUUGUACACACUUUAAGAAGCCAGGAAAUAAUGACGGAAUAUAAACAAGAUGAUGGCGAUGGUCACAGUAUAACCUACCUGGAUACCGACGGCUAUACAACUUGUACAUUUGGAAAACCAACAGAAAUCGCGAAGAGAAUCAGAGAAAUGACAAACUUCAAAUGUAGACCAGAUGAUGUUUUUAUAUGCGCACCUGUUAAGUCAGGUACACACUGGACAUGGGAAAUUAUUUCCAUGAUGUUUAAAGGGAAAGCCGAAACUAUUGAAAGAAGCAAAAUUGAAAAUAUGCUGGAGGGCUCUUCUUGGGACUUACUGGAAAGUUUGCCAUCCCCUCGGGUACUAAACACCCAUGUCUAUUACAGUCGCCUUCCAGAGAAAGCAAAAGAACUCGGUUGCAAAAUGAUUUACGUGCUUCGAAAUCCGAAGGAUUUGGCUGUAUCCCUAUACAAUCAUACUAAGGGUAUAACUUUGUACAAUUACGACGGCAAAUGGGAUCACUUUCUUCCGUUGUUCUUACAAGGAAGAACGGAAUACAACAGUUGGUUCGAAUAUGUCUUAGAGUGGGAGAGAGAAAUGUCGACUUCACCUGAACUUCCCAUACAUCUAGUCUAUUAUGAGGACCUAAAAGAGAACUCUCUUUUGGAAGUAUCCCGUCUCGGAAGGUUUCUUGGCGUUGAUGACAAAGACGGUCUUUUUGAAGCCAUUAGUAGAAAAUGUCAAUUUGAUAAUAUGGCAAAAGAUAAACAGGAGUAUUUAUAUCCGUGUGGUGAUGAAGAAACUUUCUCAUUCUAUAGGAAAGGUGACGUGGGAGACUGGAAGAACUGGUUUACAGUAGCACAAAAUGAACAUUUUGACAAGGUCUAUAGUAAAAUGAUGAAAACGUCGAAACAUAAGUUUAGAUAUGAGAGAAUGAAACAGAUGGAUAACAAAUUGUAACAGCAUUGUAGAAUUAUAGCAGCAUUGUAGAAUUGUGAAAUAAUUAUAAUAAUGUGACAUAAUAAGAUAUAAUAACGUGAAGUCAGAAGGUCUGAUUGAAGAAUACGUUGUACCAGUUGUAUAAAACUUGAUAAAACCUCAAUGGAUGAUAAAAUACUCUUCUGAUAAAUUAUGUAUGUGUAUAAAUAAUAUACGUAUAUUAUACAGAUUUAAUAGUAUAAUUGGUUGUAUAAUAAGGCAAACAGCCGUUGUGAUAAGAUAUAUAUACUCGUACGUUAAUGUUUUAUUAGUUUUAUGUGUUUAUGAGUUAUAGCCCGUUUCAAAGUUCAAGCAACAAUGUACUGUUGUCUAUGUUUUCACAAUUAAAAGAAUGUAGAAAGUGAGGGUUAGUGCGUUAGUGCGCGCCCACCGAUUUUUACUGUUAGGGAUUUAAGAGCACAAUAAUUACAAUUCAUUUAAAGGUAA
Ruditapes philippinarum (Manila clam) is the source of this 1558-nucleotide messenger RNA. Its product is annotated as sulfotransferase 1B1-like. The record is from RefSeq and is a predicted model, not a curated record. Gene Ontology annotation, molecular function: sulfotransferase activity. Lineage: Eukaryota; Metazoa; Mollusca; Bivalvia; Venerida; Veneridae. Gene Ontology annotation, cellular component: cytoplasm. The transcript has 8 exons. Bases 188 to 1093 code for a protein of 301 amino acids. Gene Ontology annotation, biological process: sulfation.